UCCACGAGACCGAGAGACCAAGUUACCUAGGAAAUAGAAUAAGAAGAACAUGGUAUACACGACGAUAAACAGCUGUUUCUGGUCUGUCUCUCUUGCAGAGAAAAAUUCUACUCGUCUCGAGACCGGGAAAAUUGACUAGAAUCGCCGUCAAUGCAUCUCUCAAACUCCCAGAAACAAAAGAAACACCGAGGAAUUGAAAAAUGUCACAAACAUGGUAUCCAAGCACUCACUCCCGAGGACUAUUGAUAUUGACUUUUGACGUUGGCUUGUGUAGUUACGGCUGAUCAUUAAAAAUAAUAAUAAUGCUAUGGCUGAUAAUACUGUAGCUGUGGUGGAUGCCGAGAAGGAGCUGCUUCUCGAUAAUAAUUUGUGGAAUGAGCCGAGAAAAUGGAAAUUUGAGGAUUUUCUCGGUGGAAUGAGUGUCACGUGUGACAGACACAGCGUCGUUGGGGGAUCUGGACAUGAGUAUGAGCGACAGGUGAAUGAUGGGGUGGACAAUCGGAGCAGUGGUGACUAUUCCUACAAUUGCAAGAAACCUGUUACUGUGCCUCUGUGCCUCCUUGGGGAUGUGCAGCUCAGGUUUUUGUGCCCUGAUGAUCUGGAGGAGGUCAGGGCGCUCUGCCAGGAUUGGUUUCCUAUAGAUUAUCCUUACUCCUGGUACGAAGAUAUAACAAGUUCGUCCCGUUUCUACGCCCUAGCCGCCGUAUUCGGUGGUGUGAUAAUAGGGCUCAUCGUAGCCGAGAUAAAGCCACACGCAACACUCAACAAAGAGGACCAAGGAAUACUCUGUUCAAGUUUAGGAAAGGACUCCCUCGUCGGUUACAUCCUCAGUCUCGGUGUUCGUCGUGCCUACCGGAGGAACGGAAUAGCCUCCCUGUUGCUCGAGCAACUGCUGGCUCACGUGACAGCACCAGAACGAUCAACAGUGAAGGCUGUUUUUCUCCACGUCCUCUCCAGCAAUGCUCCAGCGAUACUAUUCUACCAAAGAUGUCAUUUUCGACUGCACAGUUUUUUACCAUACUAUUACUCAAUUCGUGGCAAAUGCAAGGACGGUUUCACAUAUGUUCUUUAUGUUAACGGUGGGCAUGCACCCUGGGGCAUUUGGGACUGGAUGAGGCACAUAGCUGGGGCCAUGGCCAGCCUUGGGCCCUGCAGGGUACCCCAGUGGAUCUGGCAACGACUGCUCUGGGCUGCCACUCUACUCUCUUACCACAGAUGAUAUUUUACAUAUCUUUUUCAUUUGUCAUUUUCACUUAUUUAUCCGUGACGACUUCCAUCAUUUUUCGUGUUUCGACGCCUCUUCACCGAGAAUUCGAAUUAUUUAUUCGAAUAUUUAGUGUAAUACGAAAUUUUUCAAAGAUUCCAGGUCUAAAUAUCCGGUAAAAAACGCCCAAAAUAAUAUCCAAUGGAAAAAUGUCCGAAAGAAAAAUAUCCAAAAAUGAAAUAUCCCAAUACCAAUAAAUUCAAUAAACAAGAAUCCAUUGAACAAGAUUAUGUUUAUAGACCUUUUCAUUCUGAGAGUCACUAGAUUUGCGGACACUUUUUUCCCAUGUUAAUUCCCCUAGGA
Diachasma alloeum is the source of this 1567-nucleotide messenger RNA. RefSeq names its product N-alpha-acetyltransferase 60 (gene Naa60). NCBI's taxonomy places the organism in Eukaryota, Metazoa, Arthropoda, Insecta, Hymenoptera, Braconidae. The transcript has 3 exons. Gene Ontology annotation, molecular function: protein-N-terminal amino-acid acetyltransferase activity; histone acetyltransferase activity. Gene Ontology annotation, biological process: N-terminal peptidyl-methionine acetylation. The record is from RefSeq and is a predicted model, not a curated record. Gene Ontology annotation, cellular component: Golgi membrane. The coding region runs from base 308 to 1219 and encodes 303 amino acids.